Messenger RNA from Trichoderma breve, 1149 nucleotides. Its product is annotated as sec20 domain-containing protein. The transcript is spliced from 3 exons. Lineage: Eukaryota; Fungi; Ascomycota; Sordariomycetes; Hypocreales; Hypocreaceae. Gene Ontology annotation, molecular function: SNAP receptor activity. The record is from RefSeq and is a predicted model, not a curated record. The coding region runs from base 1 to 1149 and encodes 382 amino acids. Gene Ontology annotation, cellular component: endoplasmic reticulum; SNARE complex. Gene Ontology annotation, biological process: retrograde vesicle-mediated transport, Golgi to endoplasmic reticulum.
AUGUCACUGGAAGGGCUGCAGGAGCGGCUGGCUGCUUUGCAGGAGACUACGACUCAACUAAGAGAAUUAAUCGAUCGGCUGGCAAAUGUGGAAUUCGAGCCUGGGUCGGUGCCGCUGAAUAUCGAGGAGGAGGGGAGUGUGAGCGGAGAGCUCAGCGCGGAGGCUGGCUUGAUACUGAAAACUGGGUUGGAGGAUCAACAGCUGUUGUUCGAAGAAGCUAAAUACCUGCGGAGAGGCGGGCAUGAGAAGGAGAGGCUUGUGGAUGGCAUUGAGAGGGUGGGAAGUGAACUGGCCAGCUAUCGAGCAACGCUUCGAAAGGCACGGUUAUCGGCAAAGAAGAACUUGGAGCGAGCUCGGAGGCUUGAAAGAGAGCUCAUGGUACAAUCCUUUGUCGAACCCAUUUCCGAGACGAACACCUCCGCAGGCGGUAGCACCGAAGAACAUCGACAACUACAAUCCAGUCUAUCGGAAGAAGACCGGCAGACGGUUGGGGCAGCCAGCAACGUUACAAAUGCCCUGCGGCGGACGCACGCCCUCAUCGCGGCGGAACUAAGCAAGAGCGAGUUCGCACACCAGACGCUGACAGAGUCGUCGGCUGCGUUAAAGCAGUUGGAUCAGUCGUAUACCUCGCUGGACGGCAUGCUGGCGAGCUCCCGAGACCUGUUGGGCACACUGCUCAGGUCUCAAAAGAGCGAUACGUGGUAUCUGCAGACAGCAUUGUACAUGUUGAUGGUGACUGCAGGAUGGCUCGUGUUUAGGAGACUUUUGUACGGACCACUAUGGUGGCUUGUGUGGUUACCCUUGCGGAUAUUGUUUGGGGUUGGCACCAAGGCUGGAAGUGCGGUGAUGCAUAGUCGGAGCCCUGGACAGUCUGGAAAGGCUGGGGUGGUGAUUGAUGGGAAGAUUAGAGUGGACGGACUACCGGAUGAGAGCCUGCCAACGGCAGUUGUUGGGCGAGACUCGAAAGUGGUGGAAAGUGAGGAUGAGUCAAUGGUUGAGAAAGUGGGCAAGAUUGUGGAUGCUGUACAUGAGGCGGAUGAAUUGGGUUCGAUACCAGGCGAGUCUGAAGGUGAUCAUGACGACAAGCUACAAGAAGGAGAUGCUGCAGAGGUCGUCGUAGAAGAUUCACGUCCUAGAGACGAGCUAUGA